AAACGUCAGUACGCGUCAGUGAUGAGCUCAAUUGGCGGAGUCCGAAACACGUCGGAGUGCCAAUGUGUAGGGUUUCCCCAGCCAGCAAGUUGAGCUCCAGCUGGCGGAGUAAUGUCGGAAACGAUGUCAACUCGUUGGAACCGCUGUUCUUGGAUGUCCAGUUCAACGCGAUAACCAGUAAAUUCAACAAGUGCCGGAUGAUAAAAUGUUAUUCACCAAAGAAAGGGAUAGUAGAACCAAAAGAUACCUAACUAGUACGACUACCUUCAAGUAUUUAUUUGGCUGAUUUCAGCUAGGUUCUUACGGGUCGUCCCUCCUCCCCUCCAUAGACUCGUAUCAAAGUCUGCCUGCGGGAGACUAGGUUCUUGUUGCUAUGCGAAUAGCAUCCCAAAUUGCUACCAAUAGAAGGAAAGGAUGCGUUGGGCAUGCAGAUACUGUAUUCGCAGUCAACAGCGACGCCAUUAUAUUACGCUCCUUUGCAUACUGUCUGAACCUAAGGCCUUGCCAUUUCUGGACUUCAUGAUUAUUAGCGCGUUUCCUUCGUUCUCGAUCGCCACUGCCGAUGUCCUUUCUGGUCUUCACCGUCUCUACACUUAUCCUUCUUGCUAGACGAAUAUCUUUCUAACUCGAAAGCUACGGUCUCAACAUCGACAAUCAACUAUGACGGGACUAAGCGAGCCGUUCCAGGCGACCAGUUACAAUCCGUCCCCUCCGACAGCCAAAGAGCAAGCAGAUGUGGAACUAUUACUUGCUGUGAUGGACUCCAAUGUUGAUCCUGAUGUAGCCUUAGCUGUGCUGAGAAGGAACUGGGGUGAUGUAGAUAAAGCUGCGACUGCCCUGCUGGAGGGAGACACUGGAGUGGCACCCCCGCCGUACGGUACCUUCCCGCCAUCCCUUGGUCAAGACGACAGAAAUACUAUUGUUGGUCCGAGAACACCUCCUCCUUCGAAACCCGAGAGGGAUAGUCCACCCGGCGUCAUUGACCUCACCGGAGACGACGACAAGGAUCUUUCACAAGCCCUGAAAGCGUCGCUUGAGGACCACGGAACAACAUUUGGACCUAGCAAUAGAGCCCCUGAUCCAAACUGGGCUAUGGUUUCUUCUAAUGCUGCGAUAGGACCGGCUAACGAGCAAGCCGCCGAUGUGCACAACGACGAUAUGAGACGUGCAAUAGAAGCAAGUCUAAGUAUGACGAAUGAGAUGACCAUCGAUACAUACGAUGAACUCCCUUUGGAACAGCGAGUGCGGCAAGGCGACUGUCCAGUAACCCUCCGUCCAACGCAAGCUUCGCGGGUGUGUGCCGCCCUCAUCACUCACGGCUUGUUCUUCGUACCCCAGGUGCGAUACUGGAUUUCACUGUACAGGCCUCUUCCCCCACAAAUCGACGAGUCUGAGGAUGAACCGAUAGAGAUAUUGCCGCCACAAGAGGGAAUUGCCUAUGUUGUUUGGUCUCUGGUUGAAACCUUUGUCAACAUGGAUCUGGCUCGGACGACGGAGCUGAAUGUUGAUCGUGCGCUAGAUGCUUUCGAUGCUACCCUAUGGAGUGGAGCUGGAGAGCAGCCGGGAGACGUGGCAUAUCACUUUUAUAAUAAACUUGCGUGGGCCGUAGAAACCGCGAUGCUGGAAGACCUUGAUCGGGAUAAGGAUACCAGGUUAUUUCACUUCAGAUAUGGUCUCAGCGACACCGACGCGCCUACUGGUCCUCUGGAUAAGCGAUCUGACAUGUCAGUCGUGAAAGUGGCUGUUCGCGGCACACCGGAUGCCAACGACCUUCUCUCUUGUUUGUCUCUUGAGCUCUCGCCUAUAGGCGAUACAGGACACCAUCAGGUUAUUUUCCAGCCGUCUGAGGUAGUCGCUUUCCAACUGGUUCGUGAUGGUAUGUUGCCUUCGGGAUCGAAUCACGAGCGACGGACCUUCGCGUUUCCGAACCACGUCUAUCUGGACCAGUUCCUUCAAGAAAACGCGAAAUUGGCGAGUGACAAACGGAGGUUGCAAAGGGAGCUGUAUGCUCAGGUCGACGAGCUCAAAGAACGGAGACGACACUUGAAUUGGAACGAGGGCAGAAAUGUUUUGAAUGACUUGCGUUCUUCGAUUCAUUACUACGAGAAUAUCGCUGAGCAUAACGACGACGAAACUCGCAAGGCGCAUCUACAAGAUAUGGCAACUAAGCUUCAAGCGAUCUUGGUUCGAGUUGAGAGAGAGAUACGAAUCCUCGACGACCAGAUAGCAAAAGCUCAAAUUUCUGCUGCUAGUGUUUACGAUUGUCCUGAGUUGCAGAAGCAUCGCUAUGACCUUCGUGUGGUUUUGGUCCAUGAUGGCUUGUAUGGUCGAUCACAUCUCUACUCGUACGUGAAACAACGAGACAAGUGGUGGAAGAUCGUCGAUUAUUCCACCUUGGAGGUAUGCUCUCAUUGUAAAUACGCACUAGUCACUUUACUUACAGAGGGGCAGGUAUCAGAAGAAACGGUGUUACACGAUCCGAUCGGUUUGCAUCUCAAUGCAGGCCCAUUCUUCCUCAUCUAUAGUCGUGCUAUUCCUGAAGAAUCUUUACGACCGGAUUGGCCGGAGAACGUUAAGAAUUCUGUCAAGCACAACAACGCCUUAUUCUUCAGUAGUCUGCCACCAGAGGUUGCGAACGACAUAGAGGAUCCAAAUUCACCUCCGACCUCGCCCAUGGCGUACGCAGUGGAGGACCCUGAACUUGAAGGGGAACCGAUGGAUCUGAGCAACUGAUUUAUAAAUCAUCUGUAUCGAUACAUCUUGGACUACCGUUCUAUCGAUAGAUAGUGCUACAGUGCUGUUUCGUAUAAUACAGCGAGUUUCUAUAUGAAUAAACACGCAUAUAAACACUUAUCCCUGGCUCUCUUCAGAGCCAUAAGCAUUGCUUUUGUGUUUGGGUAUGAAGGUCCAUCCCUCUGGAGCCGGCCCAAGGAACAUCUCUGAUAUCUUCACCCAGUCUUCACUGCUUCCGCUCGCAAGGAGAGUUUCUGGCAUCGAUAUCAGAUAUUGAUUCAACAAUGAAGACAUGUAAGCAUACCUAGCUCGUUUCUACCUUUAAAUGGAGGCGCACG
Somion occarium is the source of this 3071-nucleotide messenger RNA. Lineage: Eukaryota; Fungi; Basidiomycota; Agaricomycetes; Polyporales; Cerrenaceae. The record is from the annotation of a GenBank genome assembly.